UGACUUAGUUUUUAUGGUCCGCUAGAGUACCUAUCAGGUAGGUCAGGAGUAAACAACUGUCUCUCAUCUGAACGUUUCCCGGUUGCUUCCUCAGUCGUUGAACGUCGAAGCCCGAAUCAACUAUAUAACUGAAUUUAAGUAAUUAUAUUAUGAUUAAAAAUAAUAUUUACAUACUAGGUGAUGGUAGAUGAUUUAUUUAUUUACGUAGGUACACAAUUUUAUAGAAUGGAUAAUAAGAAAGUGUUAUUUUGUGUUACAUCAAGUGGUCUAAUAAAGUGUUAAAAAAUGAGUGUGUUAAAAAAGAAUGGAAGUUUGGACUCUAGGGGCGGGGUGCGGGACAGCCCUUGCUAUUUCUGCAAUGAGAUGUUUGAAAUGGGGAAGCUACAGAAUCACCUGAAAGAAUGCGGAAGCAUCUUGGAGCAAUGUCCUUUGAGGUGCGGGGCGUGGAUACAAAGGAAACACAGAGACACGCACGUCAAGGAGUGUCCAAAACUGGAGAAGAGUCGCAAGUCUUCUACCUAUACCAAGACGUGGAGUCCCGAGCCACACACGUGGCUGCCACAAGCCACGCCGCACAUGGACGACAGGAUCGCCAGGAUCGAGAAAGAAGUGGAUGCGAUCAAAAUAGCACUCGCCGAAGAAUCCAGCCAAAGGGAUCUCCAGCAAACAGACCUGGAAAAUCUCCGCGCAAAGUUGGCACGUAUAGAAGAAAAUAGCCAACACUUUCUGUCUACGCUGGCUUCAACGAGAGCAACCGUGGAUGAGGAGCAAGAAUUGACGAGCAAUUGGGCAGCUCAAAUUAGGCAUGAUUUGGCUAAUGUCCAGAUAACUCUGCAGGAUUUACAAAACGAGCAACUAAACACAGCAAUGAGGUUGGAGAGUGCCACCAACCAGCUGGUGAAUGAACAGCACGAGAGAGAACUGCUCGAGCAGGCGCUUACACACCAGGAUAGCAGGAUUAGAGCUGUCAAUAAACUUGAGGACGUGAUAAACUACAUAAGGCAGACAGUAGAAGAGGAACGGGAGAGGAACGCAGAAAGCCGGGCGGUGUUGGAAGCAGAGCUCACGGAAGCGAGGAGGUCGUCGCAGCAGCUGACGCAGCUGGCGAUGGUCAGAGAGCAGCUGCAGACGACGGAGCCUGAGAGACCGGCUCUCGACCGCCUAGCAAUCCUGGAAGUAGCCACGGCAGACGCCCGCGCAGAAGCGCAGGAGCAUUCCGCCAAGAUGGACAUCAUCAUCCGCGACAUGAGGGCACUUACUAAAUCCUACAACAAACUGAGGAGUGAACUGGCCGACUUCCAGUCUAGGGUCAGCUUUGAGAGGUUCGAGGCUGGGAGUGAUAACGGACAUUUCCUCUGGAGGAUAGACAGGUUCACAUCUAGAAUGAAGGAAGCGAAAGAGAAAGACACAGUUCUCACCAGCCCGUACUUCAGGACCGAUAAAUAUGGAUACACAAUGAAGGCUGAACUGAACCUUAAUGGCAUCGGGCGCUGGAAGGGGCGACACGUGACGUGCACUGUGCGGCUGGUCGGCGGGCCGCACGACUCUCUGCUGGAGUGGCCGUGCGACCUGACCAUCACCAUAGCUGUGAGGGACCAGCCUACUAAUAGGAAUCAGGCAAUGGACAUAGUGAAAACCCUGCAAGUCCGUCGGAAGACCUCGCCCAGUUUGGACUACGACACCGAAGACGAGAAAACCAAAUCCACCGAGGCUUUAGACAAGUCAGUGGUCCAACUCAAACGGCAGUACGUGUUCUUCCCACAUACAAGUCUGGACAAGUUGGAUUAUGUGAAGAAUGACGUCAUGUUCCUAGAAUUCACUGUACUGCAAUAAAUUGUUGCCAAAUUGUAGCCAUAACCUUAAAAUUCUUAAGUAAUUUUAAGGUUAUGGCUGAUUUAUGCCAUUGACGAGCGACCAUAGCCCAUGACAUGAUCAGGCUUUAGUAGACCGUCGGAAUGGAGAUAAAUAAAUGGACAACACUCAACGGCCCACACUAAGACCUUGUAUCGCAACGGCUUGUAUCGCAGCGAGACUCUGAUAGACACAAACACAGAAACGUGCACAAAUUGUGCCCGUGUGUUGUGUUCUGGGUGUGAUGUGCUGCACAACAUAUCAAGAAGAAGAGUAAGAAAAAAAUAUGAUUACUCGACAAAAAAAAUCUUCAACUCACUAUCCGACAUAAAAUUAACAAUUCAGUAUAAAAAUUUUGUCGAAAAGGCGACCAAUGAUGCACUACCUUUUUUCAAGUUCAAAAACGGUACUUAAAUGAGUACAGUUGUCCACUUAAGAGAUUAUUUUUUUAGUUUUAUAAAAUUAAAGCGGUGGCGGUGUGCCUAAUGGUUAAGACGCCCGCCUGUGAACCGAAAGGUCACAGGUUCGAAUCCUACUCGUGCCAUAGGACUUUGUAUACCAAUCUGGCUCUUACUUAAUAGUUUUCAUCGACCAAUCUGCUUCCGGCGAAGGAAAACGUGAAGCAUCUUGCACUUUGGUUGAUUAUCGACUUGUGUGUGAAAUGGAGUAGGCAACGGCAAACCACACCAAUAAUAAUGCCAAGAAAGUCGUUAUGUGUGUUUCAUUCAACGUCAACCACUAUCCUCGGGCUUGAGGAAUACAAGACUAGUUAUAAAGAGAAAGAAUUGAUAAAAAUGUGACGAUAGCACUAGUGUGCGUGUUGGUUUUUAAACGUAUUUUAACAUUCCACCGGAUACUAUAAAAAUAUACCUAUAUUUUAAUUUGUAUUUAAUAUAAAAAAAAUAUACCUAUAUUUUAAUUUGUAUUUAAUAUAACCUAUAUUUAAUUUAUAUUAAAUUAAUAAUAAAUUAAAUGCACAGUG
This is a messenger RNA of Plodia interpunctella (Indianmeal moth), 2833 nucleotides long. It is a transcript of the gene Traf-like, whose product is annotated as TNF-receptor-associated factor-like. Bases 286 to 1833 code for a protein of 515 amino acids. Gene Ontology annotation, biological process: tumor necrosis factor-mediated signaling pathway; protein K63-linked ubiquitination. Gene Ontology annotation, molecular function: protein binding. NCBI's taxonomy places the organism in Eukaryota, Metazoa, Arthropoda, Insecta, Lepidoptera, Pyralidae. The record is from RefSeq and is a predicted model, not a curated record. The transcript is spliced from 10 exons.